Molecule: messenger RNA, 1203 nt
Organism: Lachancea dasiensis
Lineage: Eukaryota; Fungi; Ascomycota; Saccharomycetes; Saccharomycetales; Saccharomycetaceae
Source: the annotation of a GenBank genome assembly
AUGGUCCUGGCCGUUCUGUCUACUUUGAUAAGUUGUGUUUUAGCUCAUGCUGGGCAUUCCCAUGGUGGAAAAGCAGGCGUUGAGUCCAGCUUGACAGCAGUAUUGUCAAAACACCUUUUCCCUUAUUCCGCUCGCUACAAUGCGCUUUUGGCAACCGCGUACAUUUCAAUUGCUCCAUGUGUGAUUGUCUCUGUCAUCCCAGCCUUUAGGAAGUCUCAAAAGAGCAUGUUUCUCUCGCUAAUGGUAGCUUUCGCUUUCGGCACCUUAUUUGGGGAUAUCCUUUUACACUUAUUGCCAGCGAUAUUCACAGUAAAUGGGGAAGGUAUUGACCUUGGUGGGUUGCCCCAAGCGAUCGCGCAGCUUCCGCAGUUUGAUGCCACACAUGAAAUCGCCAGUGAUUUGCUGUCUGCGUUAGAACCACAUAGCUGGAAGUUGGGGGCUGGGGAUCAAGACCCCAUGCGCCAUACAGUUCUUGGAGUGUUGAUGUUCAUUGGAUUUCUUCUGUUUAUGGCUAUUGACAAGACCUUCCGCUUGAUAAAUUUCGGUUCACCUCAAGAAACUGGCGUGCAUGGACACACUCAUGGGCAUUCGCAUUCUCACUCCCAUCUUCCGGUUCCGGAGCUGAAGUCCCAAACACCGUCGGACGACUCGCCAGAUGCAGUCAAGAGCGAGGUCCAGACGUCCGCCUCGCUCAAGACAUCCGCCUAUUUGAGCUUGGUGUCAGCAUUCGCGCACAACCUCACGGAUGGCUUUGCAUUGGCCUCGUCGUUCUACAAAUCUCGCAGUACCGGGGUGGUCACUACGGUCGCAGUACUGGUGCACGAGAUCCCGCAUGAGCUCGGCGACUUUGCUAUUUUGCUGGCCUCGGGCUUGACUUUCAGCGGCGCCUUGAAAUUUCAAAGCAUGGGUGCUCUUGGGGCCUUGAUGGGCACGAUGUGUGGCUGUUUGGCCAACGAACUCAGCUUCAAUGGCUGCACUGCGACGGCUGUUGGUCCAGGUGUCCUUUGGGGUGUAUCGGCGGCUGACGCUAUGCUGCCAAUCACAACAGGUGGGCUGUUGUUCAUCUCAACAGUCGGUAUCGUCCCAGAACUACUAAACACUAGUGCAGAAACUAAAAACCAAGAACUUGCAUAUACCGGGCUGCAACUUAUUAGUGUACUCCUAGGUUUCGCUCUGAUGGCAUGGAUGAGCCUAAACGAAUGA